UUCAUGUUGGCUGGAAUGAGAGGAUGUUCUGAAGCGAAAGCGGAUUGUGUACGUGAGACAGUAGCCAACACUGAAGUCACCUGGUCUGUAUUGUUGCUGCUGCUUGAUGGGGAGGAGAGAGUAUCAACAACGCGACCAACCCACUUACUUAUACUCACCACAGCGCUGAGGUAGUAAUGCGACAGAGUACGUCGUCUAAGCAAGCCAUCAAGCGAAGAGCAGACGGAUUC
Molecule: messenger RNA, 230 nt
Organism: Baudoinia panamericana UAMH 10762
Lineage: Eukaryota; Fungi; Ascomycota; Dothideomycetes; Mycosphaerellales; Teratosphaeriaceae
Exons: 1
Coding region: 4-174 (56 amino acids)
Source: RefSeq, a predicted model, not a curated record